Molecule: messenger RNA, 990 nt
Organism: Vidua macroura (Pin-tailed whydah)
Lineage: Eukaryota; Metazoa; Chordata; Aves; Passeriformes; Viduidae
Product: collagen alpha-1(III) chain-like
Exons: 4
Coding region: 1-990 (329 amino acids)
Source: RefSeq, a predicted model, not a curated record
AUGGGGACACGCGGGGACGGGGACACGCUCCGCCGCUCCUCGCUCCGCCGCUCGCUCUCGUUCUCGCUCUCUCUCUCUCUCUUCUCGUUCACUCUCCCUCGACGUCUCGGCGGCACCGUCGCGCCCGGCUCUGUCCGUCCGUCCGUCCGUCCGUCAGUCCGUCCGUCCUACCUACCCCCGCGCAUCGCUACCCGCGGCGGCCGCCCGUGUCCCCGGCGUGGCAUGGCCCGGCGGUGGCGGAGCGCAGGGCCCGGGCCGGGCGGAGGGCGCGGGGCAGAGGGGCGGCCCCGCCGUCCGGCCGCGCAGGGGCUCUGCAUGAUCCCGGCGCCGCCGCCGCCGCAGCCUUAUGCACCGCGCGCCCACGUCACCGCCCGCCGCGGCCAAUCCGCGCCGCCGCCGCCGCCCCCCCGCGCCCGCCGCGCCGCCGCCGGACGGGGCGUGCGAGGGAGCACGGACGUGGGCACGGUGCGCACGAGGAGACGCGGCCGCUCGGUGGGGUCUGGCACCCCCGCGGGGUCACGGAUCCGUUCGAGCGACCCGCUGGCCGCCGCCGGCCGGAGGAGCGCCUCGCUAGGGACCGGCGACAAACGAGAUCCCGCUUCGGCGUGCGCUCCCCCACGGCAAGCGGCGGGGCCCGAGGGCGCGGGGUCUCCGCGGGGCGCGGAGUCGAGGAGAACCCCGAGGCGGGCCGCUUUUCCCGGGAGGAGCGGUGCGGCGGGGCCGGCACUGCGGCCCGGGACGCUCCGGCGGGGCCGCCCCGGUGGGGAGGGGGCGGCGGGCCCGGGGCCACCCGACAGCCGAGGGCACAGCGGAGGCGCCGGUAACUUCGCCGUGGUUCCGUUACCGGCGCUCGCAGCGCACGUCCGGGCCCGAGGAGCACCGGCCACCGCCAUGGGCCGGUCGGUACCGGGGCGGUGCGGAGGGACGAGGUUUCUCUUUCCUUGGCGCUUUGCUGCCCGUCGGGAGCCACCGCUCCGGGGAGCGGGCUGA